GACAGAAUGCAUAGAAGAAGAAGUGCAUCUUUUCCUAAACUACUCUCACCAUUUGUGUUCUUCAUCUUCCCUGAAAUUGUUGACCUGUAGAAAAAAAUAUGGCUGAUAGUGCUGUUUCCUUCCUGCUACAGAAGUUGUCACAGAUUCUUGUUGAUGAAGCAAAACUUAUUGCAGGAGUGGAGAACAAAAUCAGAUACCUCACAAAUGAGUUUAAGUUUAUAGAUAUCUUCCUAAAGAGUAGUGAGGGAAAACGCAGCAGCAAGAUAGUUGAAGAAGUGGUAAAGCAGAUCAGAGAUGUUGCCUAUGAAGUUGAGGAUUUGAUGGACAUCUAUGUUGCCAACGCCGCGACACACAGAAGCAGAAACAUGUUGAGCAAAUUACUCUGCUGCAUAAGCCAUGUGAUGAUGCUUCAUGAGGUAGAUUCUGAGAUAGAAAGGAUCAAAGCUACUAUUAAUAGUAUCUAUCAAAACAAGGAUAGAUACAGCAUUGGAGAAGGAGAGUUCAAGUGUAGAGAUGACAAUGAAGAAUUGAUUCGUAGAAGAAGAAGAGAUGUAGAGGAAGAAGAAGUGGUUGGAUUGCUUGACGACUCGAGCUUUGUCCUUAAACAGCUCAUGGAAACAGGUUCAUGCUGCAGUGUUGUUUCUAUAACCGGUAUGGGGGGAUUGGGAAAGACUACACUUGCUAGAAAGAUCUAUAAUAAGAAGGAAGUUGGAGAGGUUUUUCCUUUUCGCGCAUGGGGUUAUGUGUCCAAUGACUAUAGAGUUGAGGAGCUUCUUCUGAGCCUUCUCAAGUGCUUGCUAUCCACCUCUGAAUACAAUGGUUUAUUUGAGAAGAGGCAUGAUUAUGAUGAAGAAGAAAUGAAAGAGAAAGUGAAGGAGAGUUUGAGGGGGAAGAAAUAUCUUGUGGUGCUGGAUGACAUUUGGAAAACACAAGUUUGGGAUGAUUUGCAAGGAGUCUUUCCAAAUGACAACAAUGGCAGCAGAAUACUGAUAACUAGUCGCGAUAGAGACGUGGCUUCCUACGCCGGUACAAUGCCUCCCUGCGAACUUUCCUUCUUGGAUGAAGAAGAAAGUUGGCAGCUCUUUUGUAAGAAGGUGUUUCCGGCGCAGGAUUGCCACUCUAAUCUAAGAGGUUUAGGUAAGGAGUUAGUUGGAAGUUGUAAAGGGUUACCACUUGCAAUCAUAGUGAUGGCAGGACUUGCCAAGAAAGGCAUAUCACAAAGAGAGUGGUUGAAAAUCAAAGGUAAUGUGAAUCAACAUUGUGAUGAUGAAAAUGGGACUAGAGUUGUUGAUAUUCUAAAACUUAGCUAUGAUAGCUUGCCUCAAAGAUUGAAGCCUUGUUUUUUGUAUCUUGGAAUCUUCCCUGAAGACUAUGAGAUUCUUGGCAGAGAACUAAUCAAGCUGUGGAUAGCUGAAGGGUUCAUACAAGUAAAAGAAAUCGGAAACUCAGAUGUGCCAGAACCAGAAGAUAUUGCAGACCACUAUUUAGAUGAGUUGGUGGAUCGUAGCUUGGUACAAGUGGCAAGCAGAAGGAGUGAUGGAGGUGUGAAAACAUGUCGAAUCCACGACCACCUCCGUGACCUCUGCAUAUCAGAGGGAAAGGCUGAUAAGUUCUUGGAGGUUCGCCGAGGAUCAAACAUCCCUCACCCUGCUGGGAUAAGCAAUUCUAGAAAGUUGUCCAUACAUUGCACAACAGAUUUUUCUUGGCAUACAAGAAACACAGGUAAUCAAUCUUGCACUCGUUCUUUGUUUUUCUUUGCUCAUGGAAAGAGGGUCCAGAAUCUUACACUGAAAGAUUUCAAGUUGGCUCGCAUAAUGUAUCUUACAAAUGUAUUAGGAUGGAGAAUAGUUGUUCCAAUACCUAAUGAUUUGAAAACCAUGAUUCAUCUAAGGUACCUGAGAAUAGAUUCCUGGGUUAAAAGCAUCCCAGAUUUUAUAUACAACCUCUAUAACCUGGAAGUAAUAGAGUUAUGGAGUAAAAGCAUACUAAUCUUCUCUAGUAAACUAUGGAAGCUUAAGAGGCUAAGACAUUUGCGCGCGCGGCCAUUUAGACUUGCAUUACAAGGUAUGUCAAGUGAAAAUGGUAAAACAAUGCCGAAUCUGCAAACCCUCUUGCUGAUUCAUAUUGAUCCACAAUUGGAAUCCAUGAUAAGAAAUGGAAGCUUUCCCAACCUGAAGAAACUUGGUUUGGUUCAAUGGGGUGAAGAUAAUGGUGACAGAUAUUCAGUGCGCGAAUUACAAUGCUUGCAAUGCCUAAAGAGUCUUGGCAAACUUAGAAUAUCUGGCACAUCAAAGCUUUCAUCAGAGGCAAGUGUUUUUCCACCAAAUCUUACCAAGGUUACUUUGAAUCGUGUCAGACGAUUCGACUCGAGUUGCAUGAGAGUUCUUGGAAAGCUUCCUAAACUCCAAAUCUUGAAAAUAAGGGGUCCUGAAAUUGUUAGAGGAUCUCAUGACAUUCAUUUUGCCAUUGAAGAGUUCCCAUGCCUUCAAGUUUUUAAGAUGAUUUGGAUGUCUCAUGUGGUAACUUGGACAUUAGACAAAGGAGCAAUGCCUAGUCUUCAAUAUUUGGUCAUAGACUGCUCCUAUUUGAAGCAGCUUCCUCAAGAACUAUGGUCCUUAGCUACUUUACAAAAAGUCCAUGUUAUUCAACCACAUUCUGAAUUGAGAAACAGUCUCCAACAUGUUGUGCUCAACAAUGGCUGUAAACUCAUUUUCUCUUGAAGACAUUCUAGAAAGUACAAACACUUUGCUUUCACUGCUUUUCUCUCAUCUUCUCUGCUUCCAAAUUAUUUUGAUGUUAUGUACAUUGUAUGUUUUUACUUAUUUGUUAUGCUAAGAAGCAAGGAAUUCUAAAAAGAAGAAAGAGCAAGAGCGCGCGUGGGAUCGAAGGUUUUGGAAGUUUUAACAGACGAAGCUCUGUGAUCGAUGAAGGGAUGAAUGACUUAAAUUCAAAGAUCUAUCAUGGGAGGUGUAAUUCUAACUAUGAUCAUCACCAACAUGAAGAAGAAUAUGGUUUUGCAAGCUUUGGAAGGAAACAGAAUGCUUUGGAUGGAAACAAAAGAGAUAACCAAGUUCAUGAAAACAAGGAAUCAAAGCUCCUAGAAGAUAAUUCAAAACUUGGAGAAGAAGAUUAUAUAAAAGAACACCCCUUUAUUAUUGAUCAAGAGAAACUUGCUUCAGCAUCCUUGCUUUCUAUAUAGAGAGAGAUUUAACGUAGUACUUUGAUAGUUUGAUGUAUUGUGAUACUUUGAAUUAUGUUAUAAAAAAUGUGUUGUUUUAACUUUUAA
Arachis ipaensis is the source of this 3286-nucleotide messenger RNA. Its product is annotated as disease resistance protein RPP13-like. Gene Ontology annotation, molecular function: ADP binding. The record is from RefSeq and is a predicted model, not a curated record. NCBI's taxonomy places the organism in Eukaryota, Viridiplantae, Streptophyta, Magnoliopsida, Fabales, Fabaceae. Gene Ontology annotation, biological process: defense response to other organism.